Molecule: messenger RNA, 2337 nt
Organism: Xenopus laevis (African clawed frog)
Lineage: Eukaryota; Metazoa; Chordata; Amphibia; Anura; Pipidae
Product: extracellular calcium-sensing receptor-like
Exons: 6
Source: RefSeq, a predicted model, not a curated record
AUGCAUGCCCUAAUAUUUGCUGUGGAGGAAAUUAAUGCCAGCCCUGAAAUACUCCCCAACUUUACACUGGGUUUCCAAAUAUUUGACACUUGCAUUACCUUAAGGAGAGCAGCACAAGGAACUCUUUCAUUGUUGUCAGGAGGAGAAGGAAUAACCCCAAAUUAUCAUUGUCACAAAAGGGCAUCUCUUGCUGGUGUUGUUGGUGACUCUGGGUCAACAAGAUCCAUUCUCAUGGCCCACAUCUUGGGAUUGUACAGGUAUCCACAGAUCAGUUAUUUUUCAACCAGCCCUAUUCUCAGUGAAAGAGAUCUGUUUCCUUCAUUUUUCCGUACCAUACCCAGUGAUGAAUUCCAGAUGAGAGGCUUAGCCCAGAUGGUUGCUCACUUUUGUUGGUCUUGGGUUGGUAUCUUGGCCAAUGAUGAUGACUAUGGUCAGUUCGGACUUCAGGUUGCAAAGCGGGAAUUAAUAAAUGGUGGAGCUUGUUUAGCAUUUACUGAAAAUAUAUUGACUGGAAAACCCAACAGAAAUGCUCCUCACCUUGCAAAAGUCAUUAACAACUCAACAGCAUUGGUUGUAGUUGUUAUCACUUCUAAUUCAGAUUUUUUCAUUGUGGCAGAAGAGCUGUUGAAGCAGAAUGUGAGUGGCAAAAUCUGGGUCGGCAGUGAAGCUUGGUCAACUUCAGCGUCCCUCUCUGUAGAAAGAUUCCAGGCUUUGUUAGUGGGUACCAUUGGUUUUGCCAUCCACAGUGGACCAUUUCCAAAGUUUACUGAGUAUCUUAAUGGUCUACACCCAUCUAAAUACCCUUAUGAUCCUUACAUGAUGGAAUUUUGGGAAACAGUUUUCUCUUGUAAGUGGAUUCAACGGGAGAAUGUGAAUGACACUACAUAUAAAUUGUGCACAGGGAAUGAAAGACUGGAGAACUUCUUAAUCCAAGAAGAUCACAGAUCCUCCCUUAAUAUAUACGCUGCUGUCUAUGCAUUUGCAUUGGCCAUACAUAAUUUAAUUUAUUGUACACCUAGAAGUGGGCCAUUUCAGCACAACUCAUGUGCCAAUAUCACCAUGUUUCAUCCUUGGCAUCUCCUUCACUAUGUUAAAAAUGUGAAUUUUAAGGCCAAAGAUGGGAGCCACAUAUUCUUUGAUGCAAAAGGAAACCCUCCAGCCAUUUAUGACAUUGUGAAUUGGCAAGUGAAUAGCAAAGGAACACUGGAGCCGGUUACAGUUGGAAGUUAUAACCUGAAUGCACCUGAUGGAAACAUUUUGAAUAUAGUCAGUGCUAAAAUUAUUUGGUUCAGUAAUAAUACUCAGGUUCCUGUGUCUAAAUGCAACCCAAGUUGUCGGUCAGGAUUUAGGAAGGUGAUUGUACCAGGAAAACCCCCUUGCUGCUAUGAGUGUGCCCGGUGUCCCCAAGGACAGAUUUCAAAUCAAACAGAUGCUGUUGAAUGUGAUUCAUGUUCCUGGGACACUUGGCCCAAUCUACAACAGGACAGAUGCUUACCAAGAACCACAGAAUUCCUUUCCUAUGAAGAACCUUUGGGUUACAUUUUAGCCACUAUAUCUAUGUUCGCAUCUUUGAUUCCACUUACUAUUCUGGGUGUUUUUAUAAAAUACAAAAGAACGCCAAUUGUACAAGCUAACAACUAUUACCUUAGCUGCCUCCUUCUUAUAUCAUUAUUUUUUUGUUUUAUUUCUUCCUUGAGUUUCAUUGGUUACCCCCAACCUGCAAAGUGCCUUCUACGCCAGGUGGCGUUUGGGAUGGUUUUCAGUCUCUGCAUCUCCUGUGUCCUGGCCAAAACUAUCACUGUAGUUAUUGCCUUCAGUGCAACCAAACCAGGCAGCAGGUUAAGAAAGUGGACCGGGGUAAAGUUGUCCUACUGUGUCAUUGUGUUUUGCAUCCUUAAUCAGUCUUGUGUGUGUAUAAACUGGAUGAUCUUGUGCCCCCCUUUCCCUGAAUUUGACACUGAUACACAACCUGGAAUCAUCAUCAUUAAUUGUAAUGAAGGGUCACCCACAGCUUUCUGGUGCAUGCUGGGAUACCUUGGCCUCUUGGCCUCCAUCAGCUUCAUUGUUGCCUUCCUGGCCAGACGUCUCCCUGACAGUUUCAAUGAAGCCAAAUUUAUCACAUUCAGUAUGUUGGCUUUCCUCAGUGUCUGGGUGUCCUUUAUCCCAGCCUAUCUCAGUGCACGGGGCAUGUAUACUGUGGCAAUGGAGGUCUUUGCCAUUUUAUCUUCCAGUUGGGCUGUGGUGAUCUGUAUCUUUGUGCCAAAAUGUUUUAUUAUAUUGUUUAGACCCAACAUGAACUCCAGAACACAUCUUUCCAUUAAAACCACUCACAAUAUA